CUCUUCUUCCUUGUCAAGAAAGUUACUGCCAUCGGCGGAAACAAAGUCAACAUCACAGAUAUUGUAGGCUUUGUUCAGGAAGAUAAUGAGCGAGAUACGAUUUCCCUACUUAUCAGCUGUUUCGCCACGCUUGGGCUGUGUGUUUACUCGGCUGUUCACCUAAACAUACCGCGCAAGGGCGAGGGCAACUAUCGAGUGCUACUGAAGGAACUUCAAUGGUGUAUUCUCGGUCUAUUUGCACCAGAGUUGAUAUUGUACACUGCUUGGAGACAGCUGGCUUCUGCAAGACAGCUAUGUCUUGAGAUAGAAAACAUAACAAUGACUAAGACUCAUGUGGAGGACCCAAAAACGUCAUGGACUAUCACACACGGAUUUUACGCUAGUAUGGGUGGUUUCGCCAUCGAGCUAGACAGUACCGACCGUCGAAAUGGGGCGUUGUUCAACGAUAUGACGCGCUUCACCUUAACGGCGAAAGGUGUCGCACUACUCGCUAAGUGUGGACAUGUUGUAGAUAUAUCCCUCGACGAGAUCAAGGACAAGAACAAAGCAGACGGUCUUGCAAAACUCCUUGUGUGCAUCCAAGCAGGAUGGAUGAUCGUCCAAGUUAUCAUUCGUACUGCCAUCGGACUGCCGACCACCUUGCUCGAAGUACAUGUUGUAGCCCAUGUUGUUUGUGCGCUCGUUAUGUACAUCCUAUGGUGGCAUAAACCUCGCCAGGUAACCUCCCCCACUAUCUUGAAGGGGGACUUGAUGCCUUUGAUCGCCUACAUGUACAUGGCAAGCCGAAUGAGUGGGAGGCAACCUCAAGGCAAGCUCUCUAUCUUCCGAUCAGCCACUCCCGAACUGGCAAAGCUGGCUUACUUUGAGAACAAAGAUGUGCCAACCGGUACGUGUGGCGACAGGCAAAGUUUGAAUGCAACUCGACUCUCUACUGCCGGUAGACUGCGACCACGGCCCGAUAUCCGAAUUGCGAACCAGGAGGCUGAGCCAGCAUUAUGCAACUCUCCAAUGGAAGCUGCGUCUGAGCUGCAAAAUCUUGCAGAAAAGGCUAUCCAGGUAUAUCCAGUCCUCAAAAACCACUUUCACUCUGUAUCCGAGAGAGAAUGCCCAGAGCCGGCAUACAAGGUCCCCGAAGUAACCGAACUGAUGCAACCAUAUGCCAUCGACUGGCCCAACGAUGGUUUACUUCGGCGCACUCAAUCUCUCGUCAUGGGAAUGGUGCUUUGGGGUGCGUCUAUGGCAUACGGCGGCAUACACGUAGCUGCAUGGAACUAUUUCUUCCCCACGCGACUAGAGCAACUGUUUUGGCGCAUGAGCUCGGUAUGGGUAACAUUUUGUGCAGCCUUUUGGCUUGUGACC
Bipolaris sorokiniana ND90Pr is the source of this 1359-nucleotide messenger RNA. RefSeq lists its product as uncharacterized. The transcript has 2 exons. The record is from RefSeq and is a predicted model, not a curated record. The annotation marks the transcript as partial. NCBI's taxonomy places the organism in Eukaryota, Fungi, Ascomycota, Dothideomycetes, Pleosporales, Pleosporaceae.